This is a messenger RNA of Cucumis sativus (cucumber), 1703 nucleotides long. Its product is annotated as (R)-mandelonitrile lyase-like. The transcript has a single exon. The annotation marks the transcript as partial. Gene Ontology annotation, molecular function: flavin adenine dinucleotide binding; oxidoreductase activity, acting on CH-OH group of donors. Lineage: Eukaryota; Viridiplantae; Streptophyta; Magnoliopsida; Cucurbitales; Cucurbitaceae. The record is from RefSeq and is a predicted model, not a curated record.
UCUGAAAUUUACGUGAAACCAGAUCCCGAUUACCUGAAAUUUGUGUCCAAUGCGACGGAAUUUCCCGAAGUAGAUUACUACGACUACAUAAUCGUCGGCGGCGGAACGGCCGGUUGUCCACUCGCUGCCACAUUAUCAAGCAAAUUCCGAGUUCUUGUUCUUGAACGCGGCGGCGUUCCUCAUGGAAACUCCAAUCUGAUGUCUCAGGAAGGAUUCUUGACGACUCUUAUGGACGACGUCCACUCACGUAACUCCCCCGUGCAAGCAUUCACCUCAGAAGAAGGAGUUCCCAAUGCCAGAGGACGCAUCCUCGGUGGCAGUAGUGCCAUUAACGCUGGCUUCUACAGCCGAGCUGAUCAAGCCUUCUUCAAAAACUCACAACUCAAAUGGGACCUCGCCAUCGUCAAUCAAUCCUACGAAUGGGUUGAAAAGGAAAUCGUGUUCAAACCAAAUCUCAAGAACUGGCAAUCCGCCGUUCGCGACGGAAUGGUCGAAGCUGGAAUAAUUCCGUACAACGGCUUCAGUUUAGACCAUGUAAUGGGAACCAAAAUCGGGGGCUCUACAUUCGACGAGUUAGGCCGACGUCAUAGCGCCGCCGAUCUUCUCUCUCACGCGACGCCGUUCAACAUCAAAGUCGCCAUCUACGCCAACGUUGAGAGAAUUCUGUUAGCUUCCACAGUCAAACGAAGACCAAAAGCAAUCGGUGUUCUUUAUCGUGACCAAAUCGGCACGUAUCAUCACGCUAUGCUACACGCACGUGGAGAAGUAUUCUUAUCAGCAGGCGCAAUCGGAAGUCCGCAAUUACUGUUACUCAGUGGAAUCGGAUCGCGUCCAUAUCUCUCAUCUUGGGGCAUUCCAGUAGCUCAUCAUUUACCCUACGUCGGCCAUUACCUCUACGACAACCCUAGAAACGGAAUUUCCAUUUUAGCGCCGAUGCCAUUGGAGCAGUCUCUAAUUCAAGUAGCCGGAAUUACAGAAUCAGGAACAUACCUUGAAGCAGCAUCAAACGUCAUCCCGUUCACCUCGCCGCCGAGGUCAUUUUUCAUCAGAACACCAUCGCCGCCGGUGUAUCUGACGGUGGCGACACUAAUGGAAAAAAUAACCGGACCGGUUGCCUCCGGCUCGAUGCGGCUGGCGUCGACGGACGUAAGGGUGAAUCCGGUGGUGCGAUUCAAUUACUUCGGAAACGCGGUGGACCUGGAGAGGUGUGUGAACGGGACAAGGAAGAUUGGAGAGAUUCUACGGAGCCAGGCGAUGGAGGGGUUCAAAUUCAGGGAUUGGUUCGGGAGGAAGGAAUUCCGGUACGUGGGGCCGGCUUAUCCGGAGAAAGAAGAUGAAGAUGGGUUGGUGUUGAGGGAAUUCUGCCGGCAGAGUGUGAGCACGAUAUGGCACUACCAUGGCGGAUGUGUGGCGGGGAAAGUGGUGGAUUCUAAUUAUCGGGUUAUUGGAAUGGAGGCGCUGAGAGUUGUGGAUGGCUCGAUUUUUGGGGUUUCGCCAGGUACUAAUCCUCAAGCUACGGUUAUGAUGCUUGGACGACAUGUCGGUUUGCAAAUUAUCAACCAACGCUCUGCUGUUACGACGCAUCGUGUAGUAUAUUAGUGUAUGCUCUAAUAGUCUAAUUCUUUCUUUCUUUCUUCUUUUUUCCUCACGGGGAUGAUAUUUUCUUACCAUAUAUUCUUCUAUAAAUCUUCUGUUUUGUGAUU